Symbiodinium natans is the source of this 1829-nucleotide messenger RNA. The record is from the annotation of a GenBank genome assembly. NCBI's taxonomy places the organism in Eukaryota, Dinophyceae, Suessiales, Symbiodiniaceae.
AUUGCAACAUGGUGUCCAACUCCCCAUGCACCUUCACAGAUCCUGGGAUCAACUAUACCGAUCUCAUCGGGAGCGUCUCGUGCAAGACAUGCACCCAGAGCUCGGACGCCCGCUGUUCCGCAGCGGGCAUUGCUCAAGCUUUCGACACAGGUGCUCCAUCCUCGGUGAAGGCGGUGUACUGCAACGACCAGUUCCUUGUGGUGUGGUCUUCCGGCCAGCCACCAGAUGACAGCACGCUCGCUGGCGUCCCCCGACCCCCAGGCGGCUCGGGGGGCGCCACCUACGACACCCAGUGCGUCACGAGAUCGACGAUCCCGCAGUCUCAGACCUAUAAGAUUCCGCUGAGCCCGCCUGCUGACGAGUCCUACGAGUGGACGCCGAACCCCCCUGCCGGAGCGAGCGGUGUUGGCCGGAAUGGGGUGCCUUUCUACCCUGGCUUGGACAACGGCGGCCACUGGGUCUGGGAUGUCUGUGAGGCGGACAAGUGCAAUGCGCAUGUGGGAAGAGGUGGAGACUACCACUACCAUGGCGAUCCGAUUGGGCCCAACUGCGUGUACACCCUGGAUAACUACACUGGCAGCGACCCACACAGCCUGACCAUCGGCUACGCGCUGGACGGAUAUACAAUCUUCGGUCGCUACAGCGAAAGUGGCCAGCCAGGUAUUGACACGGACCUGGACCUUUGCGGUGGCCAUUCGCACGACAGCUAUGGCUACCACUACCACCCCAGUGUUGAGACGCGAACUGGGUCUGGGGCGAUGGUUACUUCCAGCUACACGGCCUUCUACCUUGGGCCAAAGAAGUGCUUCAAGGGACAGGUGAGUAGCAUCUCCAACUACUACGCGGAUGCCUCGAAGCCAUAUGUGCAAAACGGCAUGGACGUGGGCCAGCCCAACUAUGACAAUUCGCUGGCCUCGACCCGCUAUGACCCCUCGUCCCGAAACGACUAUGAGGACCUACGACCUUGCUGCACUAUGAGCGACUCCUGGGCAGCCAAGGACAUCGCCUUUGACACGACCGGGAACACAGGAAGGGACGGGGCCACGGGCCGCGACGGCAGUUCCACCGGCGGCGGCACUGACACCGGGGAUAAGCUGGGGAGUUGCACCGGCACCGACGACAAGGGCAAAGCCUGCCCACCGGACUACACCGCAGACAAGCCUUGCCCUCCGGGCUGCACAACGGUCCCCAACAGUGGUGACGAUGCGGGUGACGAUGGAGGAGGUGGCUCCACCACUGCUUCUCCCGCUUAUACCUGGACGACCUCCAACACCAACGCCUACAUGUGCGAUGCUGCGCUGGACACCUCAGCCCGCGUGCUCGCAUGUGGUCAGGCGGAGUAUCCCGCGGGGGUGAACGAAGGUUCUGAAGCCACGGUUUCGUGCGCCUCAGGGACAAUCGAGUGCUUUGUUUUCGCCUCCACCGGCAAAGUUGGCGGCAGCUGUGGGGGUGAUCCUUUCCUGGAAGACCCCGGAGGGGAGUUUGCCCACAUGCCCGAGUCCGUCGGCACCGCCUGUCAGGGGCAAGCAACAUGCACUGUCACCAUGGGCGACGGGACAUUGAACUCGGCGACGACAUCGCCUUCCACCGUGGGCUACUCCUUGAACAAGUUCAAAGCAGUGGCUGUGUGCACUGAGGCCAGCACCAGUAGCGGAGGCGAUGAUCAAUCGACAUCCACGCCCUCCGCCACGUCAAGCACAACAAGUGGGGACGACGAUGGAGGUCAGUCCACCUCCUCGGCCACCCCCCCAGCAAACGUCUCGGGAGCUUCCUCCCUAGCCAUGUCGGGGCUCUGGAUGGCCCUACUCCUCUGGCGCUACGAGUCAUGA